CCGUUUCAACCAGAAGUUUCCAAAAUGGUGAUCGAAAGUACUAUGGUCUGCGUGGACAACAGCGAGUACAUGCGAAAUGGCGAUUUUCUACCGACGAGGCUCCAAGCUCAGCAAGACGCCGUCAACAUCGUGUGUCACUCCAAAACACGAAGCAACCCCGAGAACAACGUGGGCCUCAUCACCAUGGCCAAUAACUGUGAGGUGCUGACCACGCUGACGCCUGAUUCUGGACGCAUCCUGUCCAAGCUUCAUGCGGUCCAGCCCAGAGGGAACAUCUGCUUCUGCACAGGCAUUCGAGUGGCUCAUCUGGCUCUAAAGCAUCGCCAAGGUAAAAACCACAAGAUGAGGAUCAUCGCCUUUGUGGGGAGUCCCGUGGAGGAUAACGAAAAAGAACUUGUCAAAAUGGCAAAGCGCUUGAAAAAGGAGAAGGUGAAUGUGGAUAUUAUCAACUUUGGAGAAGAGGAGUUGAACACGGAGAAGCUGACUGCCUUCAUCAACACGCUGAACGGCAAGGAGGGCGCGGGCUCUCACCUGGUCACAGUGCCCCCGGGACCCAGCCUGGCCGACGCCCUGCUCUCCUCGCCCAUUCUGGCCGGCGAGGGCGGCUCCAUGAUGGGCCUCGGCGCCAGCGACUUUGAGUUCGGCGUCGACCCCAGCGCCGACCCGGAGCUCGCCCUUGCCUUGCGCGUGUCCAUGGAGGAGCAGCGUCAGAGGCAGGAGGACGAGGCCCGCAGAGCCACGGCCGCGUCAGUGGCCGAGGGCAGUGUGCCCAUGCCCGCGGUGGAUGAAUCAGAGGAGGCUUUGCUGAAGAUGUCCGUGUCGCAGCCUGAGCCGGGCGCCGCCGUGAUACCCGACUUCAGCAGCAUGACUGAGGAGGAGCAGAUCGCAUACGCCAUGCAGAUGUCCCUCGCCGGAGGAGAGUAUAGUGAUAUGGACACAAGUGUUCCAAUGGAUGCUACAGACUCUGUUAAGGAGGAAGACGACUACGACGUGAUGCAAGACCCAGAGUUCCUGCAGAGCGUGCUGGAGAACCUGCCGGGCGUGGACCCCAACAACGAAGCCAUCCGCAACGCCAUGGGUUCCCUGGCUUCGCAGACGGGCAGCAAGCCCGACAGCAAAAAAGACGACGAGAAGAAGAAAUGAGGGCCAACAAAUGUUUAGCUGUGAAAUGAUGAUCAUGAACCACAUAGUAAUGUCAUUUACCAACCUUUUCAGACUCUUAAAAGCACCCCAAUAAACAACCAU
Messenger RNA from Phycodurus eques (leafy seadragon), 1245 nucleotides. RefSeq names its product 26S proteasome non-ATPase regulatory subunit 4-like. The transcript has 10 exons. Gene Ontology annotation, biological process: proteasome-mediated ubiquitin-dependent protein catabolic process. Lineage: Eukaryota; Metazoa; Chordata; Actinopteri; Syngnathiformes; Syngnathidae. Bases 25 to 1143 code for a protein of 372 amino acids. Gene Ontology annotation, molecular function: polyubiquitin modification-dependent protein binding. The record is from RefSeq and is a predicted model, not a curated record. Gene Ontology annotation, cellular component: nucleus; proteasome regulatory particle, base subcomplex; cytosol.